GCCCCUCCCGCUCCCGCCCCACGGCCCACUCCCCGGAACCGGCGGCGGGGCUGCCGCAGCCAGCAGUCGAACGGCGACGGCACCGCGGAGCCGCCGGCAUGAGCACCCCCAGCCGCCCCGCGUCCCCGGCCCGGCCCUUCUGACAAGAGGUGUGAGAGGAUUGCUGUUUUAUUGCAAUCAUGGUGCAAAAAUACCAGUCACCAGUGAGGGUGUAUAAACACCCCUUUGAAUUAAUUAUGGCUGCCUAUGAAAGGAGGUUCCCUACGUGUCCUUUGAUUCCGAUGUUUGUGGACAGUGACACUGUGAAUGAAUUCAGGAGUGAAGAUGGGGCUAUUCAUGUUGUAGAAAGGCGCUGCAAGCUGGAUAUAGAUGCCCCUAGACUGCUGAAGAAGAUUGCAGGAGUCGAUUAUGUUUAUUUUAUCCAGAAAAACUCACUGAACUCUCGGGAACGUACUUUGCACAUUGAGGCCCGUAAUGAAACGUUUUCUAACCGCGUCAUCAUCAACGAGCACUGCUGCUACAGCGUUCACCCUGAAAAUGAAGAUUGGACCUGUUUUGAACAGUCUGCAAGUUUAGAUAUUAAAUCUUUCUUUGGUUUUGAAAGUACAGUGGAAAAAAUUGCAAUGAAACAGUAUACCAGCAACAUUAAAAAAGGAAAAGAGAUCAUUGAGUACUACCUUCGUCAGCUAGAAGAAGAAGGCAUCACGUUUGUGCCCCGCUGGACUCCACCUUCCCUUGCACCCGCUUCAGAGAUGUCCUCAUCCUGCAAGAAACCAGCAGCGCCGUUGGCUGUAGUGGUCCCCGACCCUGCGCUAAAGGAAGGGCUGAGCAGCGAGCCCCUCAGCACUCCGAGCGGGGCGCCCGAGCCCUCCGUGGGGACCCCUGACGACAAACUAGACGCAGACUACAUCAAGAGAUACCUGGGUGACCUGACUCCACUGCAGGAGAGCUGCCUGAUCCGGCUUCGCCAGUGGCUCCAGGAGACCCACAAGGGCAAAAUCCCGAAAGAUGAGCAUAUUCUCCGGUUCUUGCGCGCCCGGGACUUCAACAUAGACAAAGCCAGAGAGACCAUGUGUCAGUCCCUGACCUGGCGGAAGCAGCACCAGGUGGACUACAUCCUCGACACCUGGCAGCCCCCCCAGGUCCUUCAGGACUACUACGCGGGGGGCUGGCACCAUCACGACAAAGACGGGCGGCCCCUCUACGUGCUCCGGCUGGGCCAGAUGGACACCAAAGGCUUGGUGAGAGCCCUCGGCGAGGAGGCCCUGCUGAGAUACGUUCUCUCCAUAAAUGAAGAAGGGCUAAGACGGUGUGAAGAAAAUACAAAAGUCUUCGGCCGGCCUAUCAGUUCGUGGACCUGCCUGGUAGACCUGGAAGGGCUGAACAUGCGCCACCUGUGGAGGCCGGGCGUGAAGGCCCUGCUGCGCACCAUCGAGGUGGUGGAGGCCAAUUACCCCGAGACGCUGGGCCGCCUCCUGAUCCUGCGCGCCCCCAGGGUUUUUCCUGUCCUCUGGACUCUGGUUAGUCCAUUCAUUGAUGACAACACCAGAAGGAAAUUCCUUAUUUAUGCAGGAAAUGACUACCAGGGUCCUGGAGGCCUGCUGGAUUACAUCGAUAAGGAGAUUAUUCCAGAUUUCCUGAGUGGAGAGUGCAUGUGUGAAGUGCCGGAGGGGGGCCUGGUGCCCAAGUCCCUGUACAGGACCGCGGAGGAGCUGGAGAACGAAGACCUCAAGCUCUGGACCGAAACCAUCUACCAGUCCGCGAGCGUUUUCAAAGGGGCCCCGCACGAGAUUCUCAUUCAGAUUGUGGAUGCCUCUUCGGUGAUCACUUGGGAUUUUGAUGUGUGCAAAGGGGACAUCGUCUUUAACAUCUAUCACUCCAAGAGGUCGCCGCAGCCACCCAAAAAGGACUCCCUGGGGGCGCACAGCAUCACUUCCCCAGGAGGGAACAACGUGCAGCUGAUAGACAGAAUCUGGCAGCUGGGCCGUGACUACAGCAUGGUGGAGUCACCUCUGAUCUGCAAAGAAGGGGAAAGUGUGCAGGGCUCCCACGUGACACGGUGGCCGGGCUUCUACAUCCUGCAGUGGAAGUUCCACAGCAUGCCGGCCUGUGCCGCCACCAGCCUGCCCCGCAUGGACGACAUGCUGGCCUCCCUGCAGGUCUCUUCCCACAAGUGCAAAGUGAUGUACUACACCGAAGUGAUCGGGUCCGAGGACUUCCGAGGCUCCAUGACCAGCCUGGAGUCCAGCCACAGCGGGUUCUCCCAGCUCAGCGCCGCCACCACCUCGUCCAGCCAGUCCCACUCCAGCUCCAUGAUCUCCAGGUAGUGCCCAGUGCGCAGAGGGGACGGCCCACCGCCUCGGACCGCCGCCCGCCCAGCAGCCACGUUGUGCGGACUCCUCUGGCCCUCUAGGUAGCACGUAGCUCUCCAGGUGGUAAACGUAGGCACUGAUCGCGAAACGAUCUCGACUGGUAGUUUUAACUCUAACUCAAUAGCCAUAGAUUUUGUAUACAGUGUGCACAAAAUCCAACCAGAGCACAAGGGCUCUCUCUUCAAAGAAAAGUAGUUUAUAUACCAAUUAAGAGGUUGACUUUGUCUCAAAUGUUGAUGCAAAAAAUGUUUCCAAGCACCUCCACACCAUCCCUUAGUGGAUGAACUCCCCACCGCCCGUCAGAGGUGACCCACCUUCCUCCGCGGAGCAGAAGCUGCCAACCCGUCCCCCGCCCUGCAUCCGGCCCUCACCUCCUCCCCGCCGGUAGCCGACGCGGUCCGGGGAUUCAGUGGCUGCCCGCUAGGCCCCUUCUCUUCUGAGCAGACACCGCUUCAUCAGAAGGGCUCCGAGGGGCCUGUGGGCACCCCGGCCCGGCUCCGGGGCCAGACGGACCCACUGUUGCAAAGUGGGUCUGGGGGGUCAGGGGCUCUCGCGGACUCCCCGCAAUGCCAGGAAGAACACCGCCAUCAUUAAACAUUAUUUUCUCUUUC
Balaenoptera musculus (blue whale) is the source of this 2983-nucleotide messenger RNA. It is a transcript of the gene SEC14L1, whose product is annotated as SEC14 like lipid binding 1. The coding region runs from base 180 to 2327 and encodes 715 amino acids. The record is from RefSeq and is a predicted model, not a curated record. Gene Ontology annotation, cellular component: cytosol; cytoplasm. Gene Ontology annotation, molecular function: RIG-I binding. The transcript is spliced from 16 exons. Lineage: Eukaryota; Metazoa; Chordata; Mammalia; Artiodactyla; Balaenopteridae. Gene Ontology annotation, biological process: negative regulation of RIG-I signaling pathway.